Molecule: messenger RNA, 5171 nt
Organism: Acanthopagrus latus (yellowfin seabream)
Lineage: Eukaryota; Metazoa; Chordata; Actinopteri; Spariformes; Sparidae
Gene: usp46
Product: ubiquitin specific peptidase 46
Exons: 9
Coding region: 792-1901 (369 amino acids)
Biological process (GO): protein deubiquitination
Cellular component (GO): cytosol; nucleus
Molecular function (GO): cysteine-type deubiquitinase activity; cysteine-type endopeptidase activity
Source: RefSeq, a predicted model, not a curated record
UUAUUUUACCUUACGUAGAUUUUUUUAUUUAUACAGACCAAAAUCACAAUCACAUUGCAGUGAUCAGGGGGCUUUAUGGUCUGUAUAGUGAAGGACAUCCUCUUAAGACCCUUGAUUCAAGUCAGGGGAAGAAAACAAAUAUAUCUAGACAAGUCAACUGCAAAAAAAAUUAAUUAAUUCGUUAAUUUAAAAAAAGAUAUUGCUUCUACAGCAGAUGUUUUGUGAAUCACGGUUUUUACAUAAAGCCUACAAAAUCUCUUCCACUGCGUCCCAGAUACGAACUACAACUCCCCAAUACCGCUGUGCCACACACUCGCUGUUCAUUGGCCACAGCUCAUCCAACCUUCAUCACCCCCGUCUCUCAUUGGCCAGCUACUCCUGUCAAUCAAGCGGAGUGGAUCUAAACCACUCCGCUCCGGAGUUCUUUCUCUGGGGGGCGGGGCUUGACCUCUUCUUCGCCCAUCACGCUUGUUUCCUGGUCGCUGCUAACAACCUGCUGCCUGUAACUUGUCCCGUCCAGCGUCCACUCAUGCACCGACGCUUUCCAGCCGCGGUGUUUCUCGAAAUGCGUGCGAAGAUGAAGCCGUGUCGACGCUGAGCUCAGCCCGACCCUCAGCUCCGUGCCCGGCCGCAUGGUGCUCCGUGUCUCUCCGGCCGCUUUCUGACGCUUGGAGUGUUGCAGUCUGGCCUCCAGCCGCGGCUGCGAAUUAACUUCAAUUCUCAGCGUCGCCUUCGCUCCGAAAUCAUGUUUAUUUUAUAAAGAUGGCGGCGAGGGGGACACUGUAAACUAAAUGACUGUCAGAAACAUCGCCUCCAUUUGUAAUAUGGGCACCAAUGCCUCUGCUCUGGAGAAAGACAUCGGCCCGGAGCAAUUCCCGAUCAAUGAACACUAUUUUGGAUUGGUCAAUUUUGGAAACACGUGUUACUGUAACUCCGUGCUCCAGGCUCUGUACUUCUGCCGGCCGUUCCGGGAGAACGUGCUGGCAUACAAGGCCCAGCAGAAGAAGAAGGAGAACCUGCUCACAUGCCUGGCCGACCUCUUCCACUCCAUUGCUACGCAGAAGAAGAAAGUGGGCGUCAUCCCGCCCAAGAAGUUCAUCUCCCGCCUACGGAAAGAGAACGAUCUGUUCGACAACUACAUGCAACAGGACGCCCACGAAUUCCUCAACUACCUGCUGAACACGGUGGCUGACAUCCUGCAGGAGGAGAAGAAGCAGGAAAAGCAGAACGGACGCCUCAAGAACAACGGCACCACCGUCACCACGGAGGCCGAGACGGAGAACAAGACUGAGCCAACAUGGGUUCACGAUAUCUUCCAAGGCACUCUGACCAAUGAGACCCGCUGCCUCAACUGUGAAACAGUGAGCAGCAAAGAUGAGGAUUUUCUGGAUCUUUCUGUGGACGUGGAGCAGAACACAUCAAUAACACACUGUCUCAGGGACUUCAGUAACACAGAGACUUUGUGCAGUGAAUACAAAUACUACUGUGAGACAUGCUGCAGCAAGCAGGAAGCACAGAAGCGGAUGCGUGUGAAGAAGCUUCCCAUGAUCCUGGCGCUACACCUGAAGAGGUUCAAGUACAUGGAGCAGCUGCACCGCUACACCAAGCUCUCCUAUCGAGUGGUGUUCCCCCUGGAGCUCCGUCUGUUCAACACGUCCGGGGAUGCAGUUAACCUGGAUCGCAUGUACGAUCUCGUGGCUGUGGUGGUUCACUGCGGCAGUGGCCCAAAUAGAGGUCAUUACAUCACCAUAGUGAAGAGCCAUGGCUUCUGGCUGCUGUUUGAUGAUGACAUUGUGGAGAAAAUCGACGCCCAGGCCAUCGAGGAGUUUUACGGUCUUACCUCAGACAUCUCCAAGAACUCUGAGUCGGGAUACAUCCUCUUCUACCAGUCCAGGGAGUGACUGGAGCUGGAUCGGCGACACAGGAGAAGACUGAAUAGGAUUUUUUUUUUUUCUUUUAUUAACCUUCGGCCGAAAUAGACCCAGACUCCUGCCAUCUCCAUCCUCCAUCCUGCUCCCUUUCUCCAGUCAGGCUUCUCUGACGUAUGUGCCAAUCCUCUGUCCCAACCCCGACCUCUGGGUUUACCUGUGCUUCAUAUCUCUCUCUCUCUCUCUCUCUCUCUCUCUCUCUCUCUCUCUCUCUCUCUCUCUCUCUCUCUCUCUCUCUCUCUCUCUCUCUGUGUAAUUUGCUUCUUGCCUUUUAGUCACCUGCAUUUGGACUGCACUUUAAAACAAAAGCAAAAAUGCUCAACAGCAUGACAGAAACAAAAAAAGGAGUCUACAUUGAAGUACGGCCACCGCGCGGUUGGUGUAGACGAGCUGGAGAAGCCUGCAGAGGUGAUUCUCUACCAGGAACGCUAAGAGUCUGGUGCACAUACAGACUGUUUUCAGAAAUUGAACUAUAUCAUUUAUAUGUAUAUAAGGUCUACUUCCAUGAUGUGUCACCCCUCAUUAUUCCUGUCAUUAGGGCUAUUUUCCCCACCACUGUCCAGUCCUUUGAUAUGUUCCCUGUCCCAGGUGGAUGCAUGAGAAGUCAAUGAAGUUGGAGACUGUAUAAUACGCGCAGAGAGAUUUCAUGCAUUUUCCAGUGGAUUUGAAGCAAUAUCUGAGCAUUGAUUAGAGAAUGCACAAGCUGAAAACUACCUAGACUUUAACUGUAACUGUUGACAGUAUGGAGGUUUCGUCCCUCAGAGAAUCGCUCUAGCUGUGUUUCAAUUUAAUUUUCAAGCAAAUUCACAGCAAACCUUUGGAAUGUCGCACAAAAGACAAAAAACGAUGCAACGCAGUCACGUUUCCAUCAUCAGGUUCUUUCAAAAUUCUUUUUCGGGCAAAUUAUAAUUUUUCUUCUUUGUCAUCUUUGCCUUCUUCUGGCACAGAAAUGGCUCUUAUUAUUAUUAUUAUUAUUAUUAUUAUUAUUAUUAUUAUUAUUAUUAUCAUUCUUUUCCCCUGUUCAGAAUGAAACUGCUCUUCUCAUUCUUCUGUCUUUCGUCGUCUUUUCUUCCUUCACUGUGCGAAACAGAAACAGUUCUUCUUAUUCAUUUUCUUUUCCUUCUCCUUAUUCUCCUCCUACCUUUCCUCCCUCUUCUUUUGCAGUAGAAACAGCUCUUUGUCUUUUUCUUCCCCUUGAUUGUGUCACCAUGUCCCGUUAAGGGAGGCAAAAACCAUCUUAUACGAGCUUAAAAACCUGUCGCAAAUGUAACAUUUUUUGAAUUAGUUUUGCCGUCUCCACCAACCUUUUCUAAUGCUCUACUUCAAAUUGCACAUGAACAUAUUUUGAUGGAAACGCGGCCGCUGUCUGCUGUGCAGCUCAUGUUAGUCCAGAUAUGCUCAACACUUCGAUCCAUCUCAGCCAGACGUUCGAACACUACACAUGAAAGGAAAUCCUGCUGUUUUCCUCCGUCAGUCGGAUCUCCAUUCAAAUCAGCCGAAUCUUUAUAAUUUUUUAUUCUGAUAGAAACCCCUAUUUAUUGAAUUUAACAUAUUUAUUACUGUUAUUUGUAAUGCAGACUGUUAGAUCAUGAAGAUGUGUGUGUAAUAUAGCUCUUUUGAGAGCUUUGUAUGUUAUAUCCCUCAUGUGUAAGCUCUCGGUGUGAAGGAACACGGUGUAUGUGAUACACAACUUGAUAGGACAGCUUGAAGGAAGUUGGUUUUAUUAGCAUCAUUUUGUAGUUUGCAUGUUGAAUAUGAAAAGAAGGAUUAACAGGAUGCAAGUGAGACACGACCCAGGACUGCCUGAUCUUAAGAUUGACAUGAAGAGUGAUAACAGUGCAAUAAGGGGCGAGGUUUUCCAGCGUGGAGUUUCCCUGUCAGACUCGUUUAAAGUACAUUUUAAAUGUUGGUAGUUGUGUUUCUUAGCAGCUGAUCUGUUCCCAGUGCUGUGUUUGUGAUAUCAAAAGUAAAUGCCCCCCCUUCACUAUGUGCAAUGUUCCCUACCUGCUGGGAUGCUAGCUGCAACCUUCAUCAACAGUCAUCCUUCGUUUUUUGUAACAAUACUUUGCCUUUUUGUUUAUUUUUCAUUCUCAUGUUGAACUACAGCUUCUUUUUGUUUGAUGGUGUAGAUUGUGUGUCGUAUGUAGCACAUUGGAAUCCCAAAUCCCAUAGCGGUGUAAUUCAAGCUUCAACGUCAACUCAUACAGUGUCCCCCCUGUAGCGUAGAGGUUUUCUUUUUAUUGGCCCUGUUCCCUCUGGGUUUGUGGCCGUGUCCUGUCGAGUAGCGUGACAUCAAACGGCUUGUUUUCAUGUGAAUUACAUUCCUAUUUGCUGCUCAUCAGAGGAAUUACCAUUUCAAAGGCAUCUCAUCAUAAAUAAGAGGUUGGAAUAGGAAUAAUUUUUUGCUAGCUUUGUGUGUGCGUGUGUCUAUUCAGGAGAAGCAGAAUUUGAAAGUGACAUCAGUGAAAGCCGGGGCUGUUGAACGCACUUGUUUCUGCUGUCAUUUAGUCUGUUACCAGGUCACGGGAGGAAUAUGUGCCAAACUGGAGUCGAUACUGAUCUUGCAACAGUCUUUAACAGAACAUUAUUUUCUUUGUAAAGAUACAACUUGUACAUAUAUAUUAUGUAGAAAAAAAAACAAAACACUUCUGGAAAUAGGAAAAUAUUUUUUUAAAGUGAAGAUCUUUAAAAUGUAAAGACACUCAUGGCAAAGAUUUUAGCAUUAACGUUAGCCAUUAAUGAAACCCUGUUCAAGGAAAUGCUGUUAUUUUACAAUCACUCGACUACAUAAUCAAUCACAUUUUGUCACCGUCUUGUCAUUUUAAAUUCCUUUUGCUGGGUUGAACUGAGCCAGGAUAGAAAAACAGUAGCAAGGAACAGUUAGAUCUUUUUUGAGCCGGGUGACGGGAAAUUGACUUGACGCGCCGAUCUUCCAUUAACACUUAUGCACUCGUCCUCACUGAGAUGCUCAGUCGUUGCACUUGGUCUUAUAUAUCUUACUGUGAUAGUGUUCUACCUAGGAGAGCUCAGGUGCAAAGAGUCCUGCACCAGGUGGGAUCUGAUCGAGCUCGUAGGAGGGAAGGAGGAGAUGAACUAGAGUCUCCAUUUGGCUGUAAACUGAAAGUGCACUUUAUUAGUGAUGAGCUUCAAUGCUUUAAGAUGAAGAACCACAGUUUAACACACUCAUUUUGAGGUUGUUUUUUUUUUUAUUUUCUUCUGUUCAAUAAAAUGACUAUCAAUUAA